Pseudomassariella vexata is the source of this 804-nucleotide messenger RNA. Its product is annotated as short chain dehydrogenase/reductase family. Gene Ontology annotation, molecular function: oxidoreductase activity. The record is from RefSeq and is a predicted model, not a curated record. Bases 1 to 804 code for a protein of 267 amino acids. NCBI's taxonomy places the organism in Eukaryota, Fungi, Ascomycota, Sordariomycetes, Amphisphaeriales, Pseudomassariaceae. The transcript has 4 exons.
AUGGAGGUCACAAAGCUCUUCGACGUCAAGGAUAAAGUUGUGCUAGUCACUGGAGGCGCCAAAGGCAUCGGCCUUAUGAUCUCGACGGGCUUCAUCACCAACGGUGCCAAAGUCUACAUCUCCUCUCGCGACGCGCCCGCCUGCACCUCCGCCGCAGCAUCCCUCAACGCCCUCGGGCCCGGAACCGCCAUCGCCCUCCCCGCGGACUUGCUGCGACUCUCCGAGUGCGAGCGCCUUGCCGCCGAACUCAGAAAGCGCGAACCAGGCGGUCUCCACGUCCUCGUUAACAACAGCGGGAUCGCCUGGGGCGCGCCGCUGGACGAGUUUCCCGAUGAGCAGUGGGGGAGGGUGCUGACGUUGAAUUUGCAGCGGGUUUUUACGUUGACGCAGUUGUUGUUGCCUUUACUUGAGAGCGCGGGCGUGGGGGGCAAGGACAAGGGUUGUCCGGCGGCGGUGAUCAACAUCGGGAGCAUCGACGCGCUGCGGGUGCCGCUGCUGGAGAACUAUUCGUACUCGGCGUCCAAGGCGGCGUUGCAUCAUUUGGGGAGGGUGCUGUCUACGAAGUUGGGGCCCAGGGGAAUCACGGUGAACACGUUGGCUUGUGGGCCGUUUGCGACGAAAAUGACGGCGUUUGCUAUGAAGACUAUGCGGGACGAGAUUGAGGAGAGUAACCCCAUGGGGAGAAUUGGGGAGCCGGCGGACGUUGCGGGGGCUUGUAUAUUUUUGGCUAGUCGGGCUGGGUCGUUCAUUAAUGGGGCUACCAUUACUGUGGAUGGUGGCGUGAGUAAUGUGGCCAAAUUGUGA